Larimichthys crocea (large yellow croaker) is the source of this 8170-nucleotide messenger RNA. RefSeq names its product zinc finger protein 831 (gene znf831). Bases 564 to 6014 code for a protein of 1816 amino acids. The transcript is spliced from 4 exons. The record is from RefSeq and is a predicted model, not a curated record. NCBI's taxonomy places the organism in Eukaryota, Metazoa, Chordata, Actinopteri, Sciaenidae.
CUGCCUCAAACUGUUGAUGGUAAAGUCAGCCAGUCCGCCUAACGUUACUGUUGAAGGUAAGCUCGCCUCUAUCAGCACACUUCCUCUGCCAAACAGCCGCUUUCACUUCUGCACAACACUUUAUAUUAGCCUUAAAUCCUUCCACAUGUGCUCAGGGCCUUUCCACUCUUUCGCUCGUCUUGAUCACUCGAUGUAAUCUAUGUUUUCAACUUGUCCUCCGGAAGUCUUUGUUUGACAGCCACACACCCACCCAGCCACCCGGCCAGCCCUUCUCCUUCCCUCACUCUCCUCCUCUCUGCCUCACCACUUUCAGAGUGCAUCUUCUCUCUCAUUUGCAUUUGUUCCGCUUCCUCGUGACAAGAAACAGUUCAUGUCAAAGAGCUGUGCAAGGAAAAUUAACAGUCUGGACGUCAGAACAGAUUGAAAUGAGCAGGUACACUGAGGAUGGGGCUGUUCAGUGUAGAAGACUUCCGAAGCUGGAUAAUUGUUGCUGAUUUAAAGUGCAAGUCAAGGAGGUAAUUAGAGACCUGGCACUAGUACAUCACGACAGCAGCAGUGUUACCAUGGAGACUGGCAAGCCAGGAUUGGCGAGUGCUCCGGUGCACAUCAACUCCGUUGCAGCACAGACAGAGAAAAGGAUGGACAUCCAAGCUCCGCUGACGGCUGUUUACAUCCACACAGUGCCUGCUGUACCAGCGCAGCCUUACCCUCAGCCUCCUGCAGCUGCCAGGGAGCCAGGCACACUCCAUCUGGCCAUGCCACCACUUUACUCCAAGGAGACGCUUCCCUUUCUGACACUCCACAUUGCUGGUGGGCUGCAGUCUCAGCCGGGACUGAGUCUGACAGCUGCUUCUCCUGCAGCCGCCAGACCCAAGUCAGCGGGAAAGCACGUGUGUCCUCACUGUGGACGGGACUGUAUGAAGCCCAGUGUGUUGGAGAAGCAUCUCCGCUGUCACACCGGGGAGCGGCCUUACCCCUGCACCACUUGUGGAAUUUCUUUCAAGACUCAGAGUAACCUCUACAAACAUAAGCGAACCCAGGCUCAUGCCCGUCUCUCGUCUGAGUCAGAGCAGAGCAGCCAGGGAAGCCUAGACAGCAUGUCCAGCUCUAGAGAGACGUGCACCUCCAGUUUGUCUCUGGAUGAGCGCAGCGAAGAGUCAGGCAGCAUUGAAAAGGAUUCCACAUUACCUGCUGCUGAGAUCACCUGUCCUGCCAGUACUGCAACGGUCUACUCUGUGAAGACGGAUUGCUCCGUCAGAGGACAGAUUGACCUAACCUCUGCAGACUAUAACACCAAAGAAAAAAAUGAAAGUGGAAAGGUCACAACAGAUGCAGAAAAACAGAGGACAGAGAGCAAAAAACCUCAGCUGACUGCCAGUCGACAUCUUCCCCUUCAGCGACAAGAAGCCACUCUGUUCUCCAAGCAGUGGGAGAGCUCUGUAUCCAGAGGUAAAUCGCAGAGCCAUGAGAGCACUGACUCCGGCUUCAGUGAGAGCAGUGACCACUACCCGAGCCCUGGCAGUGUUUUACCUGAUCACAGUAUGGACUCUCUCACCGAAUCCACUAAGGAGCAUCUUGAAGAAACCAUAAGCACAGAAACACAGUCAGAACCAGGCCAAGGUGCACAGGAGCCCAAAGACUCUGCAAGGGAGCAGGAGCAUAAGACACUGGAGGAACGUAUAUCUAAGCUGAUUUCUGAGAAUACAGCUGUAGUGGAGGACAAACAGCUGGAGAACGUAAGGCCGAGGAAGACGGUUCUGUCAAAGCAGGGUAGUAUCGACCUCCCCAUGCCUUACACGUACAAAGAUUCAUUUCACUUUGACAUGAAGAUCAGUAAGCCUCCGAAUGUUGGCUUACAAAGAAACAGGAAGUCCGGCAUCUACAGCUCUGUGCCCACCCAGCGCUCCACCACCAUGGAGCAUGCCCCCUUAACCCGCAGCAACUCCCUCCCAUUCAGCGUUACCCUCAUGCAGCCUGAGAGAAGCAGCCCAACCUUCUCCUAUCAGAAUGAUUAUGUAACACUCGUCCGGAGGGGAAGCUCGGGCCAGAUCAAUCCAACAGGUUUCGCGAUCAAACCUGUGAACCAACAGUCAUCCACCCACCGCUCACUGGUACGGCAGACAGCCGUAGACUGUAACCACGCAACAGACGGUCUUUUCAUGAAUUCAUCUGUGGAGGAGGCAUGCACCAGCAGUCUCAGCUGCGAUGGGGAUGGUGGUGACAUUUGUGGAGAGCCAAGCAACAGAAAAUUCCGGAGGAAGAAAGCACAGAAAUUUGCCUACAACAAAUGGUACAUGUAUGGAGGAGGGACAUUCAAGAAGCUCUACAAUGCUGAUAAAGGUGGUGAUGAAAGUGUUAUCAAAGGCCGGAAAUCAACAAAUCCAGAGCACGAGACUGUUCAGGGCUUGCAAAAAAGGUUGUCAGCAGUUCAUAAGGAGACAGUGACAACAACAAACUCAACAAUAAACUUCACUAGCAGCAGUGCAACAGUGUGUCAUUCAGACUGCCCUCCUGCCAAACUACCCCUCGUGUCUCCUGUGGAUUUAAAUCUAAAAACUAGCCAGCUUCAUACAGCAUGCAGCUCUCUCAAGAGUCCAUUCAGGAGAAAUCUGUCUCUGUCUAUACUGCCAUUACCUUUAAUUGGAUCAGUGGUUAGCCACACAACAGACAGCAUGAGCAGAGCAGAUGAUGGGAGAUUGAUUAAUGAAGAAAAACAUAGUGACUCCAGCUCUCAGCCCCAUGGAGCCCAUAUUCCUUCUGACAGGAAAAAGCAGAAAACUGAUGACAAAAUAAUUUGCCCUCUGGAGAUGGAGACUGAACGAAACACUCUGACUCACCCGCCUCCCUCUGUCACUGGCAGUGCACCUCUGCAGGAUACAAAUCUGAGUUAUAUCAACCUUCAAAAGAAUCUAAAAUACACUCAGCUCAAAGGAGCUCUCUUUCCAUCCUGCAUAAUCAAUGCAAAUACACCAUCUGUUAGCACCACGCCAGCCACUUCCACCCCCUCUGCUGCCAAGACCAGCUUCCUGCCCAAGUACCAGCUAAAGUUACCUAGUACUGCUGAGCCUGAAUCAAAUCCUUCAGCACAUGUUGUGGAUACACCGUCAGGAACCGAUGGCCGCAGCUUCACCUCUGCUCUAUCAUCUUCUCACACUGAGCAAACUCCCAUCGUGGUCACAACUUCUGACAAGAAGAGUGAUCCUGUCUGCUCACCGUUGAUGCCGACUGAUGUCAAAAAGACAAAUGCUUUCAGCUCCACACAAAGCCAGCUCCUCUUGCCUUGCACAACCGCAACCCUUUGUCAGACUGAAACACCAAGUAUGAAUAAAAUUGCAAGUCUAGAUGUAGUGCACAGGCAAUUUGCAACAACCACAGUAACCACAACCUGCCUACGAGACUUUCAAGCAGGAUUAUGCAGCACAUCAAUACAAUCUUCAAAAUCUGCAGGGGCUUCAGAAUUUAUGCAGUUACAGAGACCCAAUGUACCCGUGGUUGCAAAUCUCCCUGCUACACCUACGAUAACCACAGCAAACAAAUAUCAGACAUCUUCCACCACCAUUACUGCUUUAUCACAAGCUCAACCUAACCCUCCUCUGUCAUACACACAACUCUCUCCAGCAUCAAACCAGUUGAACCCUGUAAACAGACCGUAUCCCGGCUCAAACACCCCAGUUGUACCAUAUCACAUUGUACCGUUUGACCAGAUGCAGCCAGUGGCUCAGAACGUGUUUCAUGUGCACACAGCAGACCUCCAGAUCUGCCUCCAGAUCAUAUCUGACGAGCAGCUGGCUCUCAUCGAACCCCAGAUUGAGAGGCAAGCAGGUAGAACCCUCUCUCAGAGACAUGGUAUGGAAGCAGUGGCCCCAGAGGUGAUCCAGAACAAAGCUCAAAGCUCAAUCACCAUGGAAAGCACCAAUGAAGGAAGGGACCAUCAUCAGCCGGGACAGCUGGACCGAAGUGAGACUUUACCCACACUUACCAUAGAGAAAAUAAAACCUCCACUGGAUGUACAAUUCGGGAAGCCAAAUCUCCCCAUGACAGGAUGCAGUGAUUCCACUCAGGCUACAGUAUCUGUUGAAUCUAAACCUCCAGAAGCAUUAGGUUUGUCACAACGCCUACACAAAUACGGUCAUGUAAACACGGUCACAGACAUUACGAGGAAUGUUAUGUCAACUGCUGCUUCACUCAAAGGUGUAAAAUCAGGAAGGAGCCAAACUUCAGAGGAGGCACAUGCCCUUUCUCUGAACCAUUGUGCUGAGGAACAACUUUUGCCAGACAGAAGGGUCAGCCAAAGUGGAUUGGUCUCUCCAACAAUCUCACAGCACGAGCUCAGCGUGACCUCUCUUUCUCCCAGCACAGUAAAUCAGAAUAGCUUUAAAAGAGAAAUACUGGCAAAAGAAAGCCAACACAAACUUAAAAAUCAAGACACCACAUGUAAUGCAGGCACCAUGAUAGCCAAGGGUGAAGCCUCUGCGUACCAUAGCAGCAGGUUAGAAAGUGCAGAGACCCACUCCCCUCUGCAAGUUGGGCUCAGUCAGGCCUCGGUUGCGGCAUGUGCUGAUGAACUCUCUGGCUCAGUUUCUUCAUCUUUCAUUAAGGCUCCAAGUCGGCUGACCCCACAAGCAUCAAUCUACCACAGUAAUCCAUUGGAACCUACAUUAUCAGAGGCUCUGAAUUCAUCGAAACAUGCAAACAUGGGAUGUGACAGGGUGACCCUUGUGGACAGUUCUGCCUCUUCACAGGAAAUGACUCGAAGUGAAUCACAGGACAUAAUCAGCUCAGCCCACUCAGAAAAACAACAGGGUCAGGUGGACAGACCCAAAAACAUCCCAGCUGUGCUCACAAGUGUUCAGAGUCCUGCUGCAGGGCUCAUGGAAGGAGACUCCCUGGGUGGAUGUGCAGUCCAGAAGCAGCUGCAGAUACAGGAACGUGGAGGGACCCCUGAGCAGCCAGAUGCUAAAGACUGGAGGCCAAAGCAGAGUCAGGACGCUGGGGAGACAAACUACCAGUGCAUGGAGAGACAGCAUGGUGGAGAAGAAAAGAGCAAGGCUGAGCCUAACUGCAGAUACACGUGUUUACAAGAAAUGACAAAGCCAGAGGGAGAAGAUAGAACAGCCAAAGUGGAUUCCUUUAAAAACCUUUGCCUAUCGGAGCAGCAUCUACUGGGUCUUUCCCAGACACACUCAGGAAUGUCUGAAUACCUUCAACAGAACCCUCAGCAAACUCCAAGGACGUUGAACAACCUUAAUUUACCCGCCAGCAGCAGUCAGACUUGCCUUUUAAAUUCUCCACCGCCACCAUUAGAGAUGACCAACUUCUAUUACUCACAACAACACUGGGAAAGCAGCAUCAUCCAUAACCAACAAACACAGAUCUUAUGCAAAUCAACCUCAAGUCAACAUGUCAAAGCACAAGCCAAGUUAUCAGAAACACAAAAUGCUUUUUCACAAAUUGAGUCCAGCCUUCAACAAACUCAAAUAUUUUCAUGCCAGGACCAAAAGCAGACCAGCGUCUGUCUGUCUGCUCAGCAAGAAAAUACUACUGCAGGUCACAAUGUCACAGCAGUCAGCUGUUGUACUCAGUUAACUGUAGGAAGUCACAAAAUCCUCUCGCCUGAUAUCAAAGCAUCAUCCCCCGCACCGCCCAGCCACGUUUCUUAUUCUGGUCAAGUCAGUAGAGCUGCUGCUGGAUUGACAGCGGACCCACAAGUGUCAGACAGCAAUGUGCUGGUUAAUGAUACUGUGCUGCCAACAAAGCCUUUUACAUACCCACAACCUGAUGAUUAUCAAGACACCAAGGAUAAGGCAUCAAAUGAUUACAUAGGUCAGAGCAGUAACUCUGAGAGAUCUGACAUUACCAACAAAUUCCAGUCUUUUUUCUUUGCUGGACAGCUUCAUGGCUACCAGCCAGCUGAGGGUCUGACCAGUGGAGUGGGGCCUGUGCAAAGCUGCCAGGACUACACAGAAGACACCAGCAGCAGUGACGAUGAAGGAAAGCUCAUCAUUGAGCUUUAGGUGAACAUACACAUAUGCUAAGUUUUGGAGGCAGAAAUUAUAUCAGCAGCUGAGUUGAGUUUGUGGGCCAAUGGAUCUUGGAUCUAUGUUUUUUUUUAAAUGUUUUUUUCUUACAAAUAAUACAUUAAAAGGCCAAUGGGCAACUUUGCAAGGAUAGUGUAGGUUAAACGCGAGCUAAUGCUGCAUUCAUAUCCUGUUGUUCUGAAUGUAAUUAAGCAGCCAGUAGGACUAAAUGCUCAGGUCAGCCUUCUUUGUUCUCUCCUUCAAGGAAAAAUGAAACCCAAAAUUAGAGGGUCAGUCGCAAAAAACUGCAAAGCCACCAUUGCUGGCAGCUACAAUCAAAUUAAAUCCACUAAGACUAAUGCAGUCGAUCCUGAUUAUUAAAAUCGAGCAACACACUAUUUGUACCUGGUUUCACUUGUCAAGGAACAAUGUUACUUUAAUUUACUGUCUGUUUGUCUGGUGUAAGCGAGCAGUUGGUUAAUCAUCAGGGAUUCAUGCAUGAGUGUUCCCAAGUUAGAACAAUUGGAGCUUUUCCCGUCAUUCCCAAUCCUGCUGAUGUGGUGUGAAUGCAGCAUGAUACAUGUAUGGACUUGCCCAUUAAGCCUGCAUUGCCCAAUCCCCAGGCUUGGUUAUUACUUUGGUUGUUAUUACUUGGUUGUUAGCUACCGUAGAUAAACUAGCUAAAGUUUUAUGCUGUGCCUCCAUUUGGAUACUCCUGUUAGUGCACUUCUAUGCAGUACACAGUGUACCCUGCGUACUUCCUGGCAUAGUGUGCUAAUUUCGGCAGAGUAGUGUUGUGUCUAUUCAAGUACGGCCGGACAGAUCGUUGGCGGACCUGAGGCAGGUCGAAUGAUGCCUGGAAACUCAAAAAAGCCAUCUGUAAUAGCACCUAUGUGAAGUUGGACAUUUUAAAAUGGGGGCUUAUGGAGACUGACUCACUUCUGGAGCCAGCCUCAAGUGGCCAUUCGAUGAAUUGCAGUUUUUAGCACUUCCACAUAGGCUUCACUUCACAGCCAGGAAGGUUGUCGCUUGAUUGCAGUUUUCAAUCCAGUUUCCAACAGUUUCAGCACAAAUAGCUUCCUUGGCUGCCAUUUUCACAAUGCCAAAACUUUUGGACAGUGCACUGCAUUUUGACAUAAUUAUGUGCGAACACAGCUAUGUGCUCAAAAUAGUGAGUGUAAGUUUGGAAGUACGUGAAUUGAGACACAGCAUUAGUCAUGCACAAACUGAAUGGGGGCCCCCACUUCACAAAGGUUUCUGUCUUGUACUGUUGACUGUUACUUACCUAUGAUAAUAUGAAUACCUGACAUUAAUUUCAAAGUGUACUGGAGAACAGCAUGGCUUAUUUUUCUGUUAGCAGCUUGUGUGCUUUGCUAUUUAACCCAACCAAUGAGAUUACCUUUGCCCCAAUGAAACAUUGACUUCCGUUCUGCUCUCACGGGCUUACACACAUAAUUUGCCAUAACUUGUGUCUGACUUCCCACACUUACACUCUCUCUCAUAAAUUGCACUCUGUACACCAGACAACACCUGUGUGUGUGUGUGUGUGUGUGUGUGUGUGUGUGUGUGUGAGAAAGUGUGUGUGAAUCACACACAUUUAUUGCCAAAUACCCAUUAAGUUGAUUUCUACUGCCAAUCAGAUCACCCAGGUGAUGCAGGCAUUGGCUGGAGGGGCAUGACCCUUCUCUAAGUCUGGGCUAUGGGAUGAGUCAGCAGCUAUGAAAAGACACCGGAGCUCACGGGAACAGGAAACGGAGUGUAUGUGAACAUUUCUGUACAUAAAUCCACAGUUACAGCUCAUGCUGACUUGCUUGUCAAUUCUCAGCCCAUUAGUGGUCGUUUUGGAGCUUCAUCUCCAUUGCAUCUGUUCAGGCCUGUUUGACAUUCUGGAUGAGUUUGUAGUGGUGUUUGACACAGAGGAAAGGCAAAAAUGUGCAAAUGUUUUUUGUUUUUUUUGUUCAAGUUAGAAGCUGAUUUAUUACUGUGUUAUAAAUAUUUAUAUUUGUUCUGUGUUCAUUUUCUAAUUUUAUAUUCUUGUUAAAGAUUGCAUAAGUAAGCAUAACUAACAAAACAAAUAAAUUCAUCUCAGAUUUACUGCACAUCAUGUUGUGUUUUCAGCUAUUUCAAUAAAAGUAGAGGGAAAAUAGAACAUA